GAAGCGGAAUAUAGAGAAUCGUCAUUCAUAAGAAAGUAUAUAGACGAAAUAUAAUUAUAUUCCUAGAAAUAAUAAUCAAAAAACAUAAGAGAAAGAAAGGAGAUUGAUUUAAUACUUGAUAAACAAAAAAGGAAAGUUAAUAAAGAACCUAAUCAAACCUGGUCCAAACUUAAUAAAAACCGCCAAGUUAAAAAGUCUAAGGAAAGGAGACCGCCGUAAAGACUUGUCCAUUUACAAAAUAAUUUCAAAACAGAUUAAAAAGAAAAUAAUAUGGCUAGCAAUAAUUUUAAAAUGAAUCAAAACUAGAUGCUAGGAGGAUAUCCUCUAAACACAGCAGCUGGAUAAAAUCAAAUGAUACGCCCUCUAAUAAAUGUCAGUAAUAAUUAAAAUGACAGUAUGUAGUGCAGCGAAGUUAUCACAUAAAAUCUUACAAAUGGCUUUAUUCAAAGCUCAAUUAAUCAAAGCACUAACAAUGAUAUUAGCAGCUUUGAAAGAGGCCCCGAUAAAAGACAAAAGUUAAACGAUGGAAAUAUGGGACCGAGCAAUAAUAAUAAUUUAGGGUUAUAGGGAGGAAACUAGAUGGGAGGUUUGCAAAACCAAAACUUUUAGGAUAGAAAGAACGACAAUAAUUUCAAUAACUUAACUACUUAAAAGGAAAAUGAAAAAAAGAAUACACAGAAUCUUCUGAAAGAAUUUGAUGCCAUGCAAUUUCGCUAUUCAAAUGAAGAGUAUAGCCAUUAAAUAAACAGAUUCUGUAAAAGAAUAGCUUCGGAAAAGCAUGCUUAAGAAAUAGCUUGCAAAUUCCCUCUUUAUAAAAUGAUACGUGCUAUAAUUAAAAAGUUUUUAUUUAAUGAGUUGGAGUUGAUCUUUUUUGGCUAUGUGCUGGAAGAAAGCAAGUGGAAAGUAGAUGAUAUCGAAGUGCGUAAAUAGGCCUAUUUUAUGAAUGACUUCCUCAACAUCACUGAAGUUAAGGAUGUCUUAGAUUAUAAAUCUGUUCUUCUCUAUUUGAUAUUGAUGGCAUAUGCAGUGAAGUUUUAUCUUAACGAUGAGUAGGAAAUGCGUGUAUUCAACUAGCACAUGCAUACAAUUGUUAAAGACUUCUCAUAACUCUUUUAGUAUUGGUCAAAGAUAUAUGGAACAACAGCUCUUAAAAUUAUCCCUAAGUCUCUUAACAGAGUUUACCGUAAUCUUAGCAGACGUCCUAAUGAGUAAAACAAAAAGUUGCAUGAAGAUUAUAACGCUCUAGUUGAUGCAAUCAUUUAAAUAUCACCUCCAUAUAAUAAUGAGAAAGGAGGAGAAGGUUCAGCAGCAUAAGCUCCGUAAGAAUCUGGAAAACAAAGCAAAGGUUCAGGAAAAAAUAAUGGUUCUUCGAUGAAUCUAUAAGAAUCAAAUUAAGGAUCUAAUCUUACAAAAGCCUCUAUGAAUUUUUAAUCAACUUAAAAGGAUUAUCUCUAGAAGAUAGUAGAAUAAAAGCAAUAAGAAGAGUAGCGUAAAUAGCAGUAAUCAUAGCAAUAGCUCUAGCAAUAAUCUUAAUAGCAAUAGCAAGGAUAAGCUAAUUAGCCAAUACAACCUUAGAUUAGUAAAAACAUAGUAAAUAAGCCGAUAGCAGGCAGUGGAUUGGAUAGUCUAGGUGGAUAUAAUUAAACAGGAUUUUCUCAAAAUAACUUUUUAAAUCAAUAAGGCUAGAAAUUUGCAGGCAAUAAUUCAGUUCAGCCAUCAUAAAACUAGUAGAAUCGUGAAUUAGGCGAAUUCCAAAGCGAUUUUAUUAAUCCAAGUGCCACAGGCAUUUUAUCAUCUGAUGCUUCUCAAUUAUAAAAGAAGGAUCUCAAUUUCCUCUAAUUUAAUAGCAAUGGGAAUAUUAACGAAAACUUUGAUUUCUUAAAUAUGAAUGCCAUGAAUCCAUCUAACAACAGUUAUAACUUUAACAAUAAUUAUAGUCUAAAUUUAGGAAUGUAAAACUAUCCCUCAUUCUUAGGAAUUUAAUCUAGCCAAGCCUAAUUCGAUGGAGCAAAUAAAAAUGUAAGCUUCAAUUAAGCAAAAUCAGGAGCACAAGGUAUUCAGAUUUAGCAUAUGGGUUAAGGACCCUCAACUCCAAAUUUACCUGGACAAUCACUAAAUAGCUAAAAUUUCGGACUUCAAUCAAGUGGAAAUUUCGAAGCUAAUAAUCCUAAUGCCUAAGCAGGAAACGUGUCUACUAAUUUAGGAUAGUCUGGAGUUUUCAACACAUCUAAUAUAGCUUUUUCUAAUGGAUUUAUAGGAUAAGGUAACAGUUCUUUUAAUUCACAUCCAGUUGGAUUCAAUUAGCUUUAAUACUUUUAAAAUUAAAACUUCCUCAAUUAAUAACAACAACAAUAAAAAAAGAAUUGA
Messenger RNA from Tetrahymena thermophila SB210, 2367 nucleotides. RefSeq lists its product as hypothetical. The record is from RefSeq and is a predicted model, not a curated record. The transcript is spliced from 3 exons. Lineage: Eukaryota; Ciliophora; Oligohymenophorea; Hymenostomatida; Tetrahymenidae.